UUUACCGAUUGUUUUAAAAAUCAUUUGUGUUUUCCGGACUCUCUGUGCGCUCACAUACCAGAGAAGGGAAGGGAAUACCUGUCGACAAAUCCCAAUCUUUGUACUAUCGCUAAUAUUGUCAUGAAUUUAACGACUAAACGGCUCCGGACUAUCCGACACAUCAUCAUAAGAGGUGAUCCAUACACUCGUGGACACAGUUAUGGACAACAGUUGAAGGAGAAGAUUGUGAAGAAUAUAAACUAUUAUAAAGAACUCUACCAUCUUCUCGAUUGGACACAAGUGGAAGAGUUUAUGAAUAAAAACUAUGUAAAAGCUCUGAACAAAUACUUCCCGUCGGGUCUCCAAGAGAUGAGAGGUAUAGCGGCCGGCGCUGAGGUCUCACUCGAGGACAUCAUUGCAUUGAACGCCAGGUAUGAGUUGAUGAAGUGGAACCGACAGCUCAUUAAGAAAAACAGAGAGCAGUUGACAAAUGUCUCAAAGGAUAAACAGGCAGAUUUGCCUCCAGCGCCACACGAGUGCACUUCAGCCGUAUGUCUAUCAAAGGCUACACAAUCGGGUGAUGUCCUGAUGGGACAGAAUUGGGAUCAAAACAAGCGUAUGUUAGCCGAAGAUAUGUUGCAUCUGCUGGAAGUAUAUCCCGACCCCUCCGAGAAUAAGGUGCCUUUCAUUAUGCUUACAGAAGUGGGACAAUUGGGCCGCAGCGGCAUCACUGGAAUGAGUAUUUUCUCCAGCGAUGAUGUGUUUGGCGAAGACAGCGGAUCCGGUUAUAUACCAAUUAGUCUAUUUAGACGUAUGUUUCUGGAGGCGCCCACAUUCCCGGUGGCAAUCCUGCGACUAAUGGUCGCCCCCAGACAUGUGUCCGUCAAUAUGACUGUGGCGUCGGCUGAGGGCGAGGCCUUCAAUAUAGAGAUGACACCCAAACACUACUUCGUCUCUUACCCUCCUUUUGAUACCGAUAUCAUAACUCAUAGCAAUCUUUUCAAAUCCGAUGCAUUCUUUGCCAACGGAUCCGUCAAAGACACGUAUAACUGCAGCUCAUCGCUAAUCCGCGACCGACAGAUGCAAAGAGAGUUACUCAAUAGAUUGGGCACUAUUGAUGAGAAGAGUUUUACCGAUUGUUUUAAAAAUCAUUUGGGUUUUCCGGACUCACUGUGCGCUCACACACCAGAGAAGGGAAGGGAAGACAUAAAUAUACAAUUUGACACGGACGGGAAGAAGACUACCAGUCCUUUGCUUAGCUGGCGAUUACACAAAGGGAUUAUACUCUCAAUCUUAAGUGCAGUCUGUUUCGCCUUCUCAUCGGUUAUUGUCAAGUACUUAAAGGACAUUUCUCCCUCACAAUUGGCUGUAUUUAGAUUUGUGGGUAUAUUUGUGUUAACCAUUCCUCUGGUCAUUAAAAAUGGUGGCCAUAUAUUUGGUCCGAAAGAAGUGCGGCAUAUAUUGGUCUUAAGGUGUAUAUCGGGCGCCACAUCACUAUUCCUCGAGUUCUAUGCCUUCAGACUCUUACCACUUGUCGACGCGUCGAUUAUCACGUUUUCAAUAGUAGUGUUUGUGUCAAUGUUUGCCUGUGUUUUCCUUAAAGAGUCGUGCGGUAUAUUCCAGACAAUAAUAGUAGUGUUGACAAUGUUUGGCGUCAUUCUUACCACCAAAUGUUUGGACACAUUUUUUCAGCCGACAGCACAUCCAAUGUCACAGAAUUCAACACAUUUUGUCAAUUCAACAACAGAUCAACAGUUAUUACAUACAAUUCAUACAUCAAAUCACAAUCAUUUAUACGGAGUGUUAGCGGCGUUUGGCUGUACUUUCUUCGGUUCAUUAGUUUUUAUAUUCAUUCGCCAAUUAAAAGACGUUCACUACUCGAUAAUAAUGUUUAAUUUCGGAUGGAUUUCAAUAAUCCUAACUCUAAUCAUGACUGCAAUAGUAAACGGGUUUUCAAUGCCUAAAACACUGUUUGAAUGGGGAUUAAGCCUAUCGUUGGGUUUACUCUCAUUUAGUGGUCAAGCGUUGAUGACUUUGGCCCUGCAGUCAGAACAGGCCGGACCCGUGGCUGUGGUUAGAGAGUCCACUGAUAUUAUACUAUCAUUUGUAUUUGACAUAACGUUAUUUCAUAUAAUUCCCGACAUUUGGUCAAUCAGUGGCGCAACUGUUGUCUUCAUUUGCAUACUAUUAACCGCUUUUCAUAAAUGGCUUCAAAGCAGAGAUACUGAACCGAAAGCUAAAUCA
Molecule: messenger RNA, 2223 nt
Organism: Medioppia subpectinata
Lineage: Eukaryota; Metazoa; Arthropoda; Arachnida; Sarcoptiformes; Oppiidae
Source: the annotation of a GenBank genome assembly